CUCCGGCACUGCUCAGCACCACACAUCUCUCCCCGACAGCUGAACCCACACCAUGCCCCUCCACCACCACAGACUGGUAGCAUCACUCUGAUUUUAGCUGCGUUGCACUCGCUGCAAGUGAAGUCCUCGAUUGCUUUUAGGAUUAUAUUUGAGAUAUUUCCACUGCAGGCCCCUCAGGUCAUCAGAUCUGAACCGGUCUGCCAAACUAGAAACCACAGUAACCAGAAUGUCGUCUUCAACGUCUGCCGAGGAGAUGGAGGAGAUCAGGGAGGGCUUCGAGAAAGUGGAUGUGGAUAAUAACGGGUACAUCACUGCCUCUGAACUGGGAAACCUGCUGUCCGAGGUGGGAUAUACGAUGCCGGGAUACCAGCUCAGACAACUCCUGGAGAAGCUGGACAAAAACAAAGACAGCAAAAUCGACCUUCCGGAGUUCUCAGCUAUUUUCCAUGAACUGAAGGAUGACCGCCUGGCUCAGGGCUUCAAGAAAGCUCUCAACAAGAAAGAAGGCAUCGUAGCCAUCGGGGGCACCAGCGAGAUCUCGAGCGAAGGAACUCAACAUUCAAUCUCUGAGCAGGAGCGCUUUGCCUUCGCAAACUACAUCAACUCCUCCCUGGAGAAGGAUCCAGACUGUGAGAACAUCGUGCCCAUCGACCCCAACACGGACGCUUUGUUCAAAGCAGUGAAGGACGGCAUCGUGCUUUGUAAACUCAUCAACCUCUCCGUACCAGACACCAUCGACGAGAGGACCAUCAAUAAAAAGAAGCUGACGCCGUUCACCAUGCAGGAGAAUCUGAACCUGGCUCUGAACUCAGCCUCGGCUAUCGGCUGCCAAGUCGUCAAUAUCGGCGCUCAAGAUCUGAAGGAGGGGAAACCUCACCUGGUGCUCGGCCUCCUCUGGCAGAUCAUCAAAAUAGGACUGUUUGCAGACAUAGAGCUGAGCCGCAAUGAAGCCAUCGCAGCGUUGUUGGAGGAAGGAGAGAGUCUGGAGGAGCUGAUGAAGCUCAGUCCUGAGGAGCUGCUGCUGCGCUGGGCAAACUUCCACCUGAAGAAAGUUGGCAUGUCCAUUUCAAACUUCUCUGGAGACAUUAAGGACUCCAAGGCGUACUUCCACCUGCUCGAGCAGAUCGCACCUGACGGCAGCAAAGAGGAUGCUCCACGGGUCGAGGUGGACAUGACCGGACUUUAUGAGCAAGAUCUCACAAAGAGAGCAGAGUGCAUGCUCAAACAGGCCGACCGCCUCGGCUGCCGCCAGUUUGUCACAGCGACCGACGUGGUGUGUGGAAACUCAAAGCUCAACAUGGCCUUUGUAGCCACACUCUUCAACAAACACCCGGCCCUCACCAAACCAGAGAACCAGGACUGGAACCUAGAAAGUGAGACCAGAGAGGAGAGGACUUUCAGGAACUGGAUGAACUCUCUGGGAGUGAGUCCGUUUGUGCAUCACAUCUACGGUGAUCUGAUGGAUGCCAUGGUUAUUCUCCAGCUCUAUGAGAGGAUUAAGGUUCCAGUGGACUGGGACAGCAGAGUCAACCACCCUCCGUUCAAGGCGGUCGUAGGACAUUUGAAAAAGAUAGAAAACUGUAACUAUGCUGUGGAGCUGGGGAAGGACAAGGCUGGUUUUUCGCUGGUGGGAAUCGCUGGACAGGACCUUUAUGACGGAAAUGCAACCCUGACUCUGGCCCUGGUGUGGCAGCUGAUGAGGAGGUACACGUUAAACGUUCUUGAGGACCUUGGAGAAGGAGAAGUUGCAGGAGAUGAGCUGAUCAUUACGUGGGUCAACAAGACUCUGAGUGAGGCUGGAAAGAGCUCCUCCAUCAGAAGCUUUAAGGAUAAAUCCAUCGGCACCAGUCUCCCCGUCCUCGACCUGAUCGACGCCAUUCAGCCGAAGAGUGUGAACUUUGACCUCGUCAAAAAAGACGAGCUGUCAGACGAAGACAAACUCGACAAUGCCAAGUACGCCAUCUCCAUGGCGAGGAAGAUCGGGACUAAGGUCUACGCUCUGCCUGAGGACCUGGUGGAGAUCAACCAAAAAAUGGUGAUGACCGUCUUCGCCUGCCUGAUGGGCCGAGGCAUGAAGAGGACUUAGAGGAGAUGAACGCUUGAUGAGACGUGAGGAGAGUGAACGUGGCUGUACAAUCCUGCAGUUUGGAGCGUCACUUUAAUGCAUCUUUAAUAUCAACACGAGCAAUAGUGCAGAGAGGUCCAGAUGAUUAGACAGUUUGAAGUCUAUGUGGUAUCAUUCAGGUUGAAACUAAUCAGUGACAGUUUAUCAUCAUGCUUACAGAAAGUCCAGGGUCUGCCCAGAGCUCAAACUCCACACAGAGCCUAAGAUGAAGAUGUUUUUAAUCUGUGCUCAGAUAUCAGAUAUUACUAAAGUCAUCCCUCUCAUCACCCCCCAUAUGACAUCUUUAACAUCUUCUCAGACUCCCAUGUUUCCUGCCUCAUCAUGUGUCUGCUGUAUCUUCCAGGGUGCCAGGUGGUCUGCUGUGUGAGCAUUGAUUUCUCUUAUGCAAACCGUCUUUAUUUAAAACCUUCAGGCCUUUUUUUAUACGUGACCAAAGCUGUGUUCCAUCAGAGGCACUUUGAGGCUUCCUACUUGAAACUGUUAACCUGAAAACUUUAUUUUCUCAACGUUUAUAAUCAGUCAGUGUAAAGGCAGAGAGGCGUUUACAGGAGGUGAUUGUUAUCAGGUAGAUGUAAGGUGUUUUUGUUUGUUAUUGUUUUGGGUUAUCUUUAAGGGCUUUACAAGGAACUAUGCCUUAAACUGAUGUCGUCCAUCAGUCUGAGCCUUCAAUAAUGUCAUCAUUUUAUAAUAAUUCUGAUGCUUUUUUAACCCUCUGAUGUUUUCAUGCUGAUAUCAAUUAACAUCAAUCACUACUUUGUUAUAGAUGUAUAUUUGUGCAUUAGUUGAUCCUACAUUUGUGGUUUCAUUUAAAAGCUCAAAUUAGGACGUGUAUACACUGAAAACCCAAACCCUAUCCUUGGACUUUUCUUAACUAUCAUACACAUCUGUGGUGUUAAAUACUUCAAUAGCUCAGACUGUCAUGUUUUAGCUCCUACAGCGAUCGUAGACCUCCUUAUGUGAUUUUAAAACACGUCCUCAAAAACACCCUAAAGUGAUCUUCGGUCAUUUUAACAUUACUCUGUUGAACUCCUCGUCUUCACGCAGCGUCUCUCGGUUCAGCACUUUGGAACGACACUGUGGGCUAAAUGUUGUUUGAUGUGGAAGCCAUACAUCCAAACGUCAUGUGUACAGUCACAUCAAUAAUGUCUAAUAAAAUAAUUUUUCAUCUGUU
This is a messenger RNA of Notolabrus celidotus (New Zealand spotty), 3296 nucleotides long. Its product is annotated as plastin-3-like. Gene Ontology annotation, biological process: actin filament bundle assembly; actin filament network formation. Gene Ontology annotation, cellular component: actin filament bundle; cytoplasm; actin filament. The coding region runs from base 227 to 2086 and encodes 619 amino acids. Lineage: Eukaryota; Metazoa; Chordata; Actinopteri; Labriformes; Labridae. The transcript has 16 exons. Gene Ontology annotation, molecular function: calcium ion binding; actin filament binding. The record is from RefSeq and is a predicted model, not a curated record.